AUGCCCCACGCGGUGCCAAAGGGCAUGGGGCUGCAGGCCCUGAUUCUGUGUGGUCCUGGAUCCUCGUUCCCAACAUUCACAGCCAGUCCGGAUGAGAACCCAAAAGCGCUGCUGCCCAUUGCCAACCGGCCGAUGGUGUGGUACCCGCUUGACUUCUGCUACCGGGCCGGCAUCACAGACGUGACGCUCAUCUGCCCGCCCUCGGCGGCCGAGGCGAUCAAGACGGCCCUGAAGACGAACCCGUUUCUGACCAGUCUGUCUGCGCCGACGGUGGUGGCGCCGACGGAGCUGUACCACACUACGGGCACGGCUGCCAUCCUGCGGCUGCCCGAGGUGCGCGCCGUCGUGACGGCCGACUUUGUGGUGCUGCCGUGCGACCUGGUCUGCGAGCUGGGCGGCGAGAAGCUGCUGCAGGCAUGGAUGGUGCGGGCAGCCUCGCUGGUCGACAUCCUAGGGUCGGACGAGCCGGAGAGCAGCUUCCUGUCGGUGGCCUCGGCCGCUGCAGCCUCGUCGACAGCCGCUGCAGCCGGCAGUGGCAGCGCUCUCCACAGCGGCGGCCUGGGCGUGUGGUACGACACCCGGACGGGCAUCCCCAACGUCAAGAGCGAGGAGAAGGACUUUGUGGCCACGGUGCCGCUUGCCGGCUCGACCACGGCGGCGCCGGUGCCGGCGAAGAGCACGGCGUCGCUGCUGCCACGCCUCGAGCGCGUGGUCACGGCCAUGCCCACAGACUCGCUCAACGACCUGAUGGAGGAAAAGGGCGACUACCCGGUGCGUCACGGCCUGCUGCGGCGACACCGGCGCGUGCGCAUGCGCACAACCCAUCGCGACGCCCACAUCUACGUCUUCCCGCAGUGGGUCAUGGACUUUGUGCAGGCCAACGAGCACAUGGACAGCAUCGGCGAGGAUGUGCUCGGCUGGUGGGCCCGGGCCCAGUGGCAGCCGACACUGCCCAAGAAGCUGCGCCUGCACAAGGUGCUGCAGACCUACGGCGACCAGCUACACGACGCAGGCGGCUCCUCGCCACCGGCCACAGACUCGGGCGAUGUGCCGCCGUCGGUGGACGGAACAGCCGCGGCAGACCUGUCGGCAGCGGCAGACGCGGUGGCAGCUGCAGAAGACAUCACGUUGGCAGCAGCAGCCGCAGCCACAGCGGCCGCGGCUGCAGGCGCUGCUGCAGAAACAACUGCAGCUGAACAGCAGGUGCCGCCAUUCCUGGCCUACGUGCACCCGUCGGCGGCCACGGCACCGCUGAUCCGGCGCGUGGACACCUCGCAGCUCUUGCUGACGGUGUCUCUGCAGCUGGCUAAGCUGCCGUCGGUCGAGGAGGUGGCUGCCGGCACGGUCGACAGCAGCACGGCGUCGCCCUUUGCACACACGAAGAAGGUGGCCUACCCAGAGGGCGUCAAGUCGCGGACGACCAUCACACGGCAGGACAGCCUGGUGGCCGAUAACGUCACGGUGGAGGAGAAGGUCUCGAUCAAGGAGUGCGUCGUUGGGGCCAACUGUCAGAUCCAUGAGGGCGCUAAGCUGCACCAGUGUCUGCUUAUGGAGGGCGUCGUCGUCGGCAAGGGCUGCCGGCUCACACGCUGCAUUCUCGGCAAGCGAAGUGACAUCGGGGCCGGCUCGGUGCUGACAGACUGCGAGGUGCAGGAGAAUCUGCUGGUCGAGCCAAAGACCGAGGAGAAGGAGAACAACUUUAUGAGCUCCAAGGGCCUGGAAGCGACGGCCGAGGAGAUGGACGAGGCGCUGGAAGAUGACGAAAACGCGAUUGCUGAAUAG
Molecule: messenger RNA, 1782 nt
Organism: Grosmannia clavigera kw1407
Lineage: Eukaryota; Fungi; Ascomycota; Sordariomycetes; Ophiostomatales; Ophiostomataceae
Product: eukaryotic translation initiation factor subunit
Exons: 3
Coding region: 1-1782 (593 amino acids)
Biological process (GO): cytoplasmic translational initiation; biosynthetic process
Cellular component (GO): guanyl-nucleotide exchange factor complex; eukaryotic translation initiation factor 2B complex
Molecular function (GO): guanyl-nucleotide exchange factor activity; translation initiation factor activity
Source: RefSeq, a predicted model, not a curated record